AGGAUCUCGCGAGAAUGUGCGAGACGAUAAGUUGAAGAAACAUGGCGACGUCUAAUUUGUUAAAGAACAAAGGGUCCCUGCAGUUUGAGGACAAGUGGGAUCUGAUGCGGCCCAUCGUUCUCAAGCUGCUCAGACAGGAGGCCGUCACCAAGCAACAGUGGUUCGACUUGUUCUCAGACGUCCAUGCUGUGUGUCUAUGGGAUGAUAAAGGACCUGCAAAAAUCCAUCAAGCCCUCAAAGAGGAUAUCCUAGAUUUUAUCAAACAAGCACAGGCUCGCGUGUUGAGCCACCAGGAUGACACAGCACUUCUAAAGGCCUACAUCGUGGAGUGGAGAAAGUUCUUCACCCAGUGCGACAUCCUGCCCAAACCCUUCUGCCAGUUAGAGAUCACGCUGAUGGGCAAACAGGGCAGCAACAAGAAAACAAACAUGGAGGACAGCAUCGUACGCAAGCUCAUGCUCGACACGUGGAACGAGUCGAUUUUCUCCAACAUUAAGAGUCGCCUGCAGGACAGCGCCAUGAAGCUGGUGCACGCAGAGAGGCAGGGGGAGGCGUUCGACUCCCAGCUUGUUAUAGGCGUCAGAGAGUCGUACGUGAACCUGUGUUCAAACCCGGAGGACAAGUUGCAGAUCUACAGAGAUAACUUUGAGAAAGCGUACCUCGACUCCACAGAGAGGUUUUACAGAACACAGGCACCGUCCUACCUGCAGCAGAACGGCGUCCAGAACUACAUGAAAUACGCUGAUGCAAAGCUGAGAGAGGAGGAGAAGAGAGCACUUAGAUAUCUAGAGACACGUCGUGAAUGUAACUCGGUUCAAGCACUUAUGGAGUGUUGUGUGAAUGCUUUGGUGACUUCUUUCAAAGAGACCAUCCUAACUGAAUGUCCAGGGAUGAUCAAACGGAAUGAAACAGACAGGCUGCACCUGAUGUUUUCAUUAAUGGACAAGGUUCCCAGUGGAAUCGAGCCGAUGCUGAAAGACCUGGAAGACCACAUUAUCAAUGCUGGACUGGCAGACAUGGUGGCUGCUGCUGAGACUAUCACUACUGACUCUGAAAAGUACGUGGAGCAGUUGUUAACUUUGUUUAACCGCUUCAGUAAGCUUGUAAAAGAAGCCUUCCAGGAUGACCCUCGCUUCCUCACGGCCAGAGAUAAGGCUUAUAAAGCUGUUGUCAACGACGCCACAAUCUUCAAACUGGAGCUACCUUUGAAGCAGAAAGGUGUGGGUAUGAAGACCCAGCCGGAGUCAAAGUGUCCUGAACUGCUGGCAAACUACUGUGACAUGCUGCUGAGGAAAACUCCCCUGAGCAAGAAACUCACUUCAGAGGAGAUCGAGCUCAAACUCAAAGAAGUGCUUCUGGUGUUGAAGUACGUCCAGAACAAAGACGUGUUCAUGCGUUACCACAAAGCUCACCUGACCAGGCGCCUGAUUCUGGACAUCUCUGCAGACAGUGAGAUUGAAGAGAACAUGGUGGAGUGGCUGAGAGAAGUAGGAAUGCCUGCAGAUUAUGUCAACAAGCUGGCCAGGAUGUUUCAGGACAUCAAAGUCUCAGAGGACCUCAAUCAAGUCUUCAAGGAGAUGCACAAACACAACAAGCUUGCACUGCCAGCGGACAGCGUGAACAUUAAGAUCCUGAAUGCUGGAGCCUGGUCCCGAAGCAGUGAGAAGGUUUUUGUGUCCCUCCCCACGGAGCUGGAGGAUCUGAUCCCGGAGGUGGAGGACUUCUACAAGAGGAAUCACAGCGGCCGCAAACUUCACUGGCAUCACCUCAUGUCCAAUGGCAUUAUCACCUUCAAAAACGAGGUUGGACAGUACGACCUGGAGGUGACGACGUUCCAGCUGGCCGUGUUAUUUGCCUGGAACCAGAGACCCAGAGAGCGAAUCAGCUUUGAGAACCUGAAACUCGCCACAGAGCUGCCUGACGCGGAGCUACGCCGAACACUCUGGUCUUUGGUUGCCUUCCCCAAGCUGAAGAGGCAGGUGUUGUCUUAUGACCCUCCUGUUAACUCGCCCAAAGACUUCACAGACAGCACACUCUUCUACGUCAACCAGGAGUUCUCACUCAUAAAAAACUCCAAAGUCCAGAAGCGGGGGAAAAUCAAUCUGAUUGGUCGGCUGCAACUGACGACAGAGCGAAUGAGAGAAGAGGAGAAUGAAGGAAUAGUCCAGCUUAGAAUACUCAGAACUCAGGAGGCAAUCAUUCAAAUCAUGAAGAUGAGGAAAAGGAUUAGCAACGCACAGCUGCAGACGGAGCUGGUGGAGAUCCUGAAGAACAUGUUCCUGCCUCAGAAGAAGAUGAUCAAGGAGCAGAUCGAGUGGCUCAUCGAGCACAAGUACAUAAAGAGGGACGAGACUGACAUCAACACCUUCCUCUACAUGGCCUAGGCAGGAAGGGAGGGGAGCGAUUCUUGCUCUCUUUUUUUUAAACUCCUGGCCGGCAAUCAGCGCUUUGAAAACCUGCGAGGGGACAGGGGCGAUGAUCAAACGGAUGUGUUUGUGGGGAAAAAAAGGAUAUUGGUGAUGACAAGAAGGGAGCAUUUCAAGUGAAGAAGAGUCUCUCCAGCAGAAGUUUGGAUGGUGUUUUGUGUUUGUUAGACACCGGUGUGUAAUGCGAGUGUCGAGGCGUAGAGUUGAGUCAUCGGACUGUCUGUUUGUCUCUGCUGCUGUCUCGUGUCGAUCAGACGAAAGGGACUGCAGCGUUGUGCCAUUUGCCUGCAGCUCAGAAGAAAAAAAAAAAUAGUGACAUUAUUAAAUUAAAUACUUCCUGCCUUACUUUCAUCAGCAACAGACUGCAGACAGAGGAGGAGAAGCAGUGACGAUGGGACAAGCUGAUAUCAAUCCUUUGCUUUCACCUAAUGCCACAGCUGCCAUCUUAACAGCAGCCAUUUUGCAUCCCUCUAUUCUACAUCUGUCUUUUUUUGUAAACCGGGAACGCAAAAAUCUGGAAGCUGCCAUUAUGGAGGCGUGGACAUGGAUGGGAGGGAUUAGUCGAAACUACCGUGGAGUAUUUUGCCAAAAUUGUGUGUUUGUAAGUGUGUGUGGGAGAGUGUGUGUGUGUGUGGAUGUGUUCAGGUGCAUGGUGUGCAUCUAGUCUUUUAGGUGUGUGUAUGUGUGCACUUUCAACAGCAUGCUGCUUUAUGAGUUUGUUUUGUUCAUUGGAGGGUCUGUCACACUUUGAGGUUGAGUCUGUUAACACAGAAGAGACCAGCCGUCGAUUAAAUUAUGAUAUUUAAUGUUACUUUGUGUCACCUGUGGCUGGUUCAGUUUGUCAACAGGUAAACAUAAACUUUAUGGGCUUGAUUUGGUGUUUAAGACCUGUGCUAUGAAAUGUUGCUCUGAAGAGGGACACAUCUUUGAGACCAGGACGCCAGAAAAUAGAAACACAUAUCUGAAUUUUCACCUCAAUAAUCCGCUUAGAGAGUGAGUUUCUUUUUGCACAACGUCAAACUUAACAAACAAAAUCAUGUCAUGGAGAUAAAACUGAUCAAGCUGCUUUCUUUCUGACCUUUCCUGGAGGACAUCUCUCCUGGAAAUUUGAGUUCAUGCGGCCAUCAUUUCAUUCGUUACCCCAAUUUCUACCUAAACUCACAGAUCCAACAGACGCCACUCUCUUUAGAAGGAAUAUAAUCAGUCUGAAGUGAUGGUGUGAAAGCAAAGGAGGCAUUGGAUGAGAGCUUAUUGGUUUUAUUGUGGUGAUGCUUUCUGGGUGUCCUCUCUUUUUAUUUUUAGUUCCAGUUAAGAAGCUAUAGAAUAUUAUUUCAGACUUGUUGCAAAUUAUGAAGACAUCAUUCUUGAUGUGUGUGUGUGUGUGUGUGUGUGUGUGAGGGAUGUUUUGGAGUCCUGCUGAUUAACCCGACUAGCAGGAGUUUGCGUGUAGCUCUCUGUCCAUGAGGAGGAAACUGGGGUUCUGUGUUUUACCUGAAAGUUACUUUAACAGGAACGCAGGUGGGUUCAUUUAGCAGGUAAGAGUCCGGUCACUCAGGGUCACAUGGAUCUGCAUUACAUUGCUCUGUGACGUGUGGCAAAGUGAGUGAUAGCUUAUAAGAGAUGGAUCAAUGCAUGUGAGAGGGAAGAAGUUAAGACAAUAUAGCACAAAAAAACUUGGAGAGUGAUUCAGAAAAAACAAGUUUUCCAACAAAGAGCACUUAAAGGAUGUUUUUUUUAGUUUGUAAAAUGAGUUGGAGAGGAAUGUUGGAUGUCAUUGUGAGAGCUGUGGGUUUUAGAACGGACUAUAAUCAUUAUUGGGACUGAGGAAGCUCCUUGCGUGCAUUUGGGCGUGCUGUAGAAACUCAAAAUUGAAUUUAAAAUAUCUGAACCCUUAAACAAGUUCUCCAUAAAUCUCUUAAAGGUCUGGGGCGCUGGUGGCCUAGCGGUCUAAGCGCCCUACGUACAGAGGCCACAGGCCUCUUUGCAGGGGUCGCCGGUUCGAUUCCAGGCCGGUCAACCAUUUCCUGCAUGUCUUCCCUCACUCUUUACUCCCCACAGUUCCUGUCUCUCUUCAGUUGUCCAAUAAAAUAAAGGCAAAAAGGCCAAAAGAUAUAACUUUAAAAGAAAUCUCUUAAAGGUCUGAAAACCUUGGACCAGCUGAAAACUCACCGUGUGAUAAAAAACACUUUUUGAGAGCACAGGUUCCUCAAACUGCACAAACUGAAGACCCUUCCUUCUUCUUUCUUUGUUCCUCUCAGCUUUAACUCUAGAGAUCCCCGUUAUCCGUUGUGACUCCUGAAUCCUCCAGUGUGGCAAAGAGCUGUUUGUUUUUGAGAUACAGUUAAAAGGAGCAGACAAGUGUUUGAGUGUAUCCUCCAGAGGCUGAGUGAAGCCUUUUAAAACAUGUUUGAAAGCACUAUAAUCACAUCAACGUUAGUUCAAGAAUACAGGGUCUGCUGCAGAAACGUCAGUCCAGUGAAUCAGAUUCAUUAAAGCAUGAUCAGUUGCACUUUUCUCCGAAGGCGCUCUUGAAGAGUUCAUGUCAGAAACACUGUAUUUAGAAACACGGGGACUCCUCCUCCUCCUCCUCCUUCCUGAUAUAGUUCCAUUCAUCUUCAGUCAUUUUAACGCUGCUUUUAUGAAUCGUGAGAGAGCAUCUUAUUCAUCUCUGGUUUCGGAUAUCAUCAUGUGAUCAGUGAGGAAGAGGACAGAAGACAGUGAAUGUGUGGGAAUGUUUUUUGUUUUCAUAUUUAUUCGAUAUUUAUGAAGAAUGUUUCUGUUUUUCUUUGUCGGUUCAAAUGUUCAUGUUUCCUUUUCCUUCUUUGUUUUUUGGUAACAUGCUUCCUUUAGUGUAUUGUUUAACUUUAAAGAGAAAAAAGGAUGAUUUAUUUCAUACUUCUAGUUUGUCAAACUGAAAUGGUUAGAGAGCAGGUUGGCAAUAACAAGAUUUACAUUUGACUCACUUUCUUAUAAAAACUAAAGAUCAAACCAAGACGUCGUCUUUUCUGAAUGCAGGGAAGCGUUUCCUGAAAGGAUAGAAACUCCUCUUAUUGAUCCCAUUAUGCAGGUCUUCUAACUCUAUAUGCACAGAGAAGCUCAGUUAGCAUUAUGCUGUUAGAACACUUAACCUAAACACAUGUUCAGAUGCAUGGAGCACAGUGAAAGCUGAGUUAUUAAGGACAGUUGUUCUUUCUCUGGUCUCAUUUAGUUUCCUCAACAAAUUCAAACAAACGUUCUGCCUCUCAUUUCUUUUUAGAUUGAACAGAAAAUAUGAUCCCAAAUUAUCUGAAUGUGUUACAUGUUGUAUGAACAACUUAGUGAGCCUGAAUGUUAACAAGACAGAACACUAAAUUGCACAUUCAGAGUCCACCCUGUAGUCAUAUGUUGGAAGUCCAGAUCCAGGACAAACUGAGAGAACUGAUCAUUACCUGUUCGGUGAAGCACUUUCUUGAGCUCUAGUGCAAGGCCCCCCUAAAAAGGGGUUUAAUUGUGUGCAUGAAUUAACUUUCAGAAAUAGUUUUUGGAACAUGGAGUCAGUAUUAGUCCGUACUUGAGUCCAAAGUUUCCUUGAUUCUGGUUUAAGGACGCCCUAAAUCGCCCGCAAGCUUCAAAAACAUUCUUAUCCAUUAACUUCAAUCUGUCACCGGUCGGACAACAUCUCAAAACUUCAUCAGCAUGCAUGUUCAAUCUCCAAUACUUCAGCCUUUCCACAACAUCUACCUUUUUGUCUUUUAAAAUCUUCAGUUUUGGAUCCUUUAACUGAAAUGUGUCUUUUCAUUUAAAGGUUAUUACUGAGAUCAUACGUAAAUGUGUUGAACUACAUUAUAGAGACAGGUUGUCUAUUUCUUUCUCCUCCAUUUAUGCACAGGGGGGUAAAUAUUUAAAAUACCUCAGUAUUAUGCAGUCCAGUCCUCAUCCAUCAAUAACUAUGAACUCAGCGCUACAACGUUAAACAUUACUAACACCUCUAUGACUGUGUCAAUAGAAAACUGAGCGUUCAGGAGACAAUGAAAGUUGACUUUAUGCACAGUCUUAGUGGAUUUGGCAGAGUCAUUGGCUAUUUUCAGAUAUAGAUUUCAGAUAACACUCCACAACUUGUUCAUUAUCCACAGCUUCAUUGAGUUUAUGUCACUACACACUAAGUUUCAAUGACUUCUUCAGUUUAACUUUAAUUCAUUGAAUGUUUUUAUGAAUCUGAGCCAACAGUACAACUUUCAGUCAGAGCUUUAAAAAGAAAAGUCAACAGAAUUUAUAUUUUAUCCAUUUCUAAUUCAGCACAGCACACAAAGGUGUCACUUCCCUCCUUGGUAACAUUUUUUAACAUAUGAGUCUCUUUUUAUUUAACAUUACUUGUUAUAAAUGAUUUAAAUCGAUGGUGUAAUAUUCUGUCCAUCAUAAUAAGUCUGUAGCUUUUUAAAAGUCCUGGUAAAAGAAGAUUUGAUUUCAGUAGAAGUUCAAAGAAGUGAAAGCUUUUUCCCCCUCUGUGAAUGAUGGAGUAGGAACUGUGGUUGUAUUGUUUUUCUCAUUUGAAUCCUGAUCACCUGCCCAUCAGCCUGGCCUACACAGGGGGGCAGACCCACCUGUAGCCUUGCAUAAAGACAAAACUUGAAGUAAACACAAUCGGUGACAGCCUAAACUAGCUGAAUGUUUGUAACAUCGAACUUUGAGUGGAAGGAGAGUGGUUCGACCACUUUCAUGUGCUGCAUUGUUUUCCUUGUUUCAAAUGUUUUGAAAGUUGACCUAUUUAUUUCCUGGCAAAAUAAAGACAACUGUUAUGACA
This is a messenger RNA of Notolabrus celidotus (New Zealand spotty), 7206 nucleotides long. RefSeq names its product cullin-5-like. The transcript has 19 exons. The coding region runs from base 42 to 2384 and encodes 780 amino acids. Lineage: Eukaryota; Metazoa; Chordata; Actinopteri; Labriformes; Labridae. Gene Ontology annotation, molecular function: ubiquitin protein ligase binding. Gene Ontology annotation, cellular component: SCF ubiquitin ligase complex; Cul5-RING ubiquitin ligase complex. Gene Ontology annotation, biological process: SCF-dependent proteasomal ubiquitin-dependent protein catabolic process; protein ubiquitination. The record is from RefSeq and is a predicted model, not a curated record.